UUUAGCAAACAUCGCAAAUUGCGUUUGAAUCCACCUUCUUCAUCGGAAUUUGGACGCAGCAUCUCAGUGCCUGCCGAUCGUUUAGUAAAUAAGUCUACCUUGCCUGCCCUCAUGAGUUCAAUCAGCGCUGGUACUUGCAAUACACCUACCACGCCUGAGCUGGAAAUAACUCACUCGUCUUCCGUCGAUAUCGAUGAGCUGCCCAGCACACAGUUCGCACUGGAGCGUCGCAACUCAUCCGGUUUUCUACUGUCACCCGAAAUCGAGGCUUCCACACCAUCGCUGCGCACUAACCCCAGCGAAACCAGUGAAACCGAUGGCUUCUAUCGUUUGAAGAAAGAUUCGCAGCGUCGCACCACCUUGUCAAAGGUAUUGAAAAUGGAUGAGGAUAAAAUUUGUAACUUGUGGAUGGAUCGCAUACAAACGGAUCAUAAAAUCAGCGUGCUAAUAACAAAAGCUGAGUUGCAAACUCUAAUACGUGGGUUGCGCGAGUAUAUUGUUAACGAGAAGGAAAAGAAUUUAGAGGCAACAAUAAUGGGACUGAAGCAAAAGCUAAAUGACGACGUUGCCGUGGAUCAUUUACACUUGGCAUUGUAUGCUUUUCAAGAUGCUGUAGUCACAGUAUUGCGUUCACAUUUCAUCAAACCACAUUGGAUGUUCGCAUUGGAUAAUUUAGUAAAAAGUGCUGUACAGGCGGCCGUAACAAUCCUGUCCCCAGAGCUUGGCGCCAACUUAGCCGGUAAGGAACUAUCCUGCAAUGACGACGAAAGCGUACAUAAUCCGCAACAUACCUCAACUGAUAGCCAGGAAAAGAUUAUUGGAGAACAGACUAUAGUCACCGCAUUGAUUGAAGAGGACGAUGGCAGCUUUUCACCGAGCGAAUGUGUGCGCAUUUUACGUGACAUGAAGGACAACGAUAAGCAAUUUCAACGUCAGCACUUGGAACAACAGAAGCAGCAGCUGAAGGCAUUACAAAAUAUAAGCAAAGAAUUGGCGCACAUCUAUUCAGGACGGCGUAGAGCGAGGCGCCCGUUUGCUACGCUUCAUCGGCGUCCCAACCGUUCAACUGCACAUAAACAACACAACUUCCAUCGCAAUUUAAACAAACGUACAUAUGGUAUUAGCGAAAUUGACGAGCAGCUGGCGCAGUGGCUCACCAACCAUGACAUUGACGAAUUUUCGCAGACUAUAAUACUUAAUGAAGGUUUCACUUAUGAAGAUUUUGUGUUCAAUAUGGAAAAAUUAGAUUUGAUGCGACUGGAGUUGAGAUUGGGCGUAGAAGUGCGUCUAUGGAAAUUGAUUACCCAAACUCGUGCGAGCAUGGACGUUGUUGAUGCUGAGAGUUCCUGUAGUCAGCAGCAAAAAAAUACGCACAGUACUGAUAAUUCAGGUGCCUUAAAACGUAGUAAAACUACUGAUCAUAAUUAUAGAACUAAGUGUGGCGGCAGUGAGAAUAGCAGGAAAAGAAUUUUAAAUUCGCACACCGUUAAUAACAAUACCAGCGACAAUGACAAUACUAAUGCUAAUACAAGGCAAACUGAAAGCGAGUAUGACUCUUGCAGUGAAAAAAAAAACAAAAUACUUAUUNGUAUACGCAAUUUCGUUUAUGAUAAGAAAAAAGUUCUUAGAAUCAUAUUCAGUUGUUCACAUUUCAUUACAUAUCUUAUUCGCAGGCGCCCGUUUGCUACGCUUCAUCGGCGUCCCAACCGUUCAACUGCACAUAAACAACACAACUUCCAUCGCAAUUUAAACAAACGUACAUAUGGUAUUAGCGAAAUUGACGAGCAGCUGGCGCAGUGGCUCACCAACCAUGACAUUGACGAAUUUUCGCAGACUAUAAUACUUAAUGAAGGUUUCACUUAUGAAGAUUUUGUGUUCAAUAUGGAAAAAUUAGAUUUGAUGCGACUGGAGUUGAGAUUGGGCGUAGAAGUGCGUCUAUGGAAAUUGAUUACCCAAACUCGUGCGAGCAUGGACGUUGUUGAUGCUGAGAGUUCCUGUAGUCAGCAGCAAAAAAAUACGCACAGUACUGAUAAUUCAGGUGCCUUAAAACGUAGUAAAACUACUGAUCAUAAUUAUAGAACUAAGUGUGGCGGCAGUGAGAAUAGCAGGAAAAGAAUUUUAAAUUCGCACACCGUUAAUAACAAUACCAGCGACAAUGACAAUACUAAUGCUAAUACAAGGCAAACUGAAAGCGAGUAUGACUCUUGCAGUGAAUAAAAUGAAAACCCCGUUCUGUAUUGUUUUUUGAGUACAAUAGUCAUAAAUGUGUUGUCAUUGUUGUUGUUCUUGAUAUUAUUCUAUUUAAAAAUUCGCACAUGCAUAUAAAAAAGAAAGUUAAGCUACUAACCUCUCGCAAAUCGCAUAAACUAUCAAAAGUAAAAAAAUAAGGAAAAAAAAAACAAAAUACUUAUUUUCUUAUGUUAUAAAGCUAAAAGUUUGAAUU
This is a messenger RNA of Rhagoletis zephyria (snowberry fruit fly), 2443 nucleotides long. Its product is annotated as mitogen-activated protein kinase kinase kinase 5-like. The record is from RefSeq and is a predicted model, not a curated record. NCBI's taxonomy places the organism in Eukaryota, Metazoa, Arthropoda, Insecta, Diptera, Tephritidae.